AUAGAAUAGCGCCUCAUACAGUCGAAAUUCUUGGAAAUACCUUCACCUUUCUGAACUACUGAAUUGAAUAUUUGCCCUUAAGUAAAACUCAAAAACUCCAACUUCCGUCUUCUUAAAGAUUCGUAGCCUUGAUUUGGAAGUCCAUCGCGACGGGAAACGGAACGCCUCAGAAGGUUCUGAAACGAAACAUAUCAGACAUUACAAGAAUAGAGUCGAGUCCGAGCAUCAUGUCUCAGCAACCUGUCUCGCCACAUCCUCUUUCGGCUCCUUCGGGCAACAUGUUCACCCUGUUCCCAAAUCUCCCGCCGGAGCUUCGGGCUCCUAUUUGGAAGCAUGCCCUGACAAGGAGAAUCGUCAAAUGGACACGGAACAACAACCAGAAUAUCUUCACAGCUCCAAUGAAAUCCAUCACGAUCUUUAACGUCUGUAAGGAAUCACGUGAGAUGGCGAUGCUGUAUGGAGAAUAUAUCGAUAUUUCCACCUCAGACGAGCCUGUCUUCUUCAGUCCACUAGAGGACUACCUACUUUUUGAGCCAAUAUGGGCAGAUCUCAUUCCCAAGCCAGGUGCCAAGGUCGCCCCAGACCCUCUGGAUUUCCUGCCUCCAAGUCUCCUAUCUCUACGCUACAUCAUGGUUCAUCCCCAUUACACCGACGAACGAAAACGACCCACCGCACUCUUUGAGAAACUCCCCAACCUGGAACAGGUUCUCGUAGCAGCAGACGAGAAAUCCAUUGGCUUCCAAAGCAAAUUCAUCCUCGGCUCGGCAUACGACCUCAAACUGUACUACGCAGCUGAUGUCCGGAAGCGCCUUCCAGAUUUCAAGGUUCCGUACAUAGCUGUUGGCUGUCUAGGAUGGACCGGAACGGAAAGGCGCAAGAUGAAUCAUGGGGCUCAGGAUACUAGGGAGCUGGUUAGGGUAUGCGAAAACGAAGCGCAAAUGAAGGAGCAUUUGAGGGACGUUCGAGAGGAGGAGUGGAAGUUUACGCAGGAGAUGCAAAAGGGGAGGGCCGGUUUGAAGAUGAAGCUGAAUUUUAAGGUUAAGGGUGGAGCUGGGAUGGAUUUUGGAAAGGAACGGGGAGAUGGGGAGAAAGGGUCUGGUGGUUCUAAGACGAAAGCUGGUCCACCAGGUUACUCGAGAGGAUCGGAAAAUGCGCCGGAGAAUCCACCACCAUAUGCGGAGAUUUAA
This is a messenger RNA of Cadophora gregata, 1187 nucleotides long. RefSeq lists its product as uncharacterized. The record is from RefSeq and is a predicted model, not a curated record. The transcript has a single exon. Lineage: Eukaryota; Fungi; Ascomycota; Leotiomycetes; Helotiales; Ploettnerulaceae. The coding region runs from base 228 to 1187 and encodes 319 amino acids.